AUGGUCAGACCUCUACAUAUCGUCUUGGUUCUCGCAGCCUUGACGGUGUACCUGCACACAUCCAGUGCAUCCUACUUCUCUAAUGUUCAAUCAUAUAACACGACAUUGGGAUGUUCGAUGUACGGACUCAAUGCAAGCUACAUCGAGAACAGGACAUUCGCUCCAUCAAAGCCAGACCCAGAAAUAGCCAAUAACACUUGCCAGUUGGUACAUCCAGAGUACAGCGAAUUGGCAUGUUGCAAUAAUGCCCAAUCAUUGGUGCUCAAGAAUAAUAUGUUCAUUGGUGCCAGUAUCUUUGGAAGAUGUCCCGCCUGUCUGUUCAACGUUUGGGAUCUCUGGUGUGCCAUGUCUUGCUCACCAUACCAAGCCGAAUUUAUUAUCGUCACGGCCGUCAAGACGCCCAACGUCACCGACGCCAAGAUCACCAAGACAGAGUUCAUCCUGGACCCGACGUACGCCAGCGGCCUGUACAACAGUUGUCGAGACGUCGACUCCAACGGAGCCGGUCCAAUCGGCCAGUACUACACCAACUAUCCCGACUUCUUCAACAACCUGUUCGGCUCGCAGAACCCAGCCUUCAAGAUCCAGUUCGUCUUUGACCCAAUCAAGGGCUAUGGCAACGACAUCGUGCCCUGCGCGGCCACCUGCUCCUGUGACAGCUGCAGAGAUUCCUGUUACGCCCCCGAGGUCUUCAACGGUCUCACCUUCAACAACUCGCUCCCAACCACCGAGCUCUUCAACAAGAAGAUCCCAUUCCUCUCGCUCUGGUUCAUCUACUCAUACAUGGCCUUCAUUCUGACGCUGUGCGGUGCCUUUGCCCUGAACUACACCUUCCAGCUGUUCAAGCGCACCAACCGCGCCAGCUGGAUCUACGUCGCCUACGCACUCAUCCUCAUCUACCUGUCCGGUCUGCUGGUGCCCCUUCUUGCCGGAGUCGACCCCGCCUCGUCGGCCGAGUGCACCUACCAGAUGCCAUACGGACACAAGUGGGACUGUGGCCUAGCAAUCUUCAUCUCGAUCUACAUGCCCGUCGUCGUCAUCUUCUUUGCCGUGUUGUCCAUCCUCUUCUACCUGUUCCAGAACCAGCUGGGCGGCAACAACCACGGUUCCUACUCGGUCACUGACUCUGGCUACUCCAACAUCACAUCGCUCCAGUUUGGCGACGCCGGCCAAGCCAGCUCGCAGCCCAUCUCGCCCAGAUACGAGGGCAUCGGCAUCAAGGACCCAUCAAUCAUCCAGAAGAUGUUCUUCAUCUAUGGCCGCGCCAUCACCCGCUACCCCCUCUGGGUCGUCCUCGGAUGCAUCAUGUUCACCAUCGUCUGCUCCAUCGGCAUCAUCAACCUGCAGAUCGAGCAGGAUCCAGUCAAAUUGUGGGUAUCCCCAGACAGUCGUGCCGCCAAGGAGAAGGCCUACUUCGACGCCAACUUUGGCCCCUUCUACCGUACCGAGCAGCUGAUCAUCACCAACCGUUCCGACCCCAACGCCCAGAUCAUCAACAUGCAGAACCUCGUCACGCUCGUCGAGCUCGAGGAGGAGCUGAUGGGCCUCACCACCAUGUACAAGGGCGUCAACAUCACCUUGCAGGACCUGUGCUUCCAGCCCACCCACAAGGGAUGCAUUGUCGAGUCGGUCACCGGCAUGUGGCAGCGCAACAUUUCCAAGAUCGAGGACAACGACGUCUACGGCUACUUUGAGAACUGUCUCGGCAACCUGCUCGGACCAGAGUGCAUGGACGCCAUCGGCACCCCCAUCAACCCCUCUGUCGUGCUGGGCGGCUGGUCAAACAACUCGAUCAACGCCACCACCUUUGUCACCACCUUCCUGCUCAACAACGCCGUCGCCAACUUCUCCGUCAACGAGGCCUGGGAGUGGGUCUGGCUUGAGACCGUCAAGUCGUACAACGCACGCCCAGACUACCCCUUCCACAUUGCCUUCUCGUCGGAGCGUUCCGUCCAGGACGAGCUGGCCCGUGAGGGCAAGGCCGACAUUCCCACGAUCGUCAUCUCCUACUCGGUGAUGUUCCUCUACGUGUCCCUGGCCCUCGGUCGCUACUACCCCCUACCCACUCGUUUCAUGUCAAUCUUUGUCAACUCGAGAUUCACGCUCGGUUUGUGCGGCAUCAUCAUUGUCGCCUUCUCUAUCUCCAUCUCGGUUGGUAUCUGCAGCAUCAUUGGCAUCAAGGCCACUCUGAUCAUUUCCGAGGUCAUUCCGUUCCUUGUGCUGGCCAUCGGUGUGGACAACAUCUUUGUGUUGGUCAACACCUUCGAGUCGCUCCACGUCAGCACCUACAACGCCCAGACCAGAACAUCCAACCGCCCAAGACCCGAGGAGACCCUCGCCCGCGCCAUGGCCAAGGUUGGUCCAUCCAUGGCCCUUGCCUCGCUCUCUGAGUCCCUGGCUUUCCUGCUGGGCACGCUCACCAAGAUGCCCGCCGUCGUCGCCUUCUCCUUCUACGCUUCCGUCGCCAUCUUCUUUGACUUUUUGCUCCAGAUCAGCGCCUUCUCCUGUCUCUUGGUGUGGGACACCAAGCGUUCGGAGUCAAGACGCAUUGACUGUGUGCCCUGUCUUGAGCUGGACGACGGUGACAACUCUGACGACGACGAGCCCGAGAACCACUCACUCAUCGAGCGCGAGUCCACCAACUCCACCUACGACGUCGUGUACAAGCGCAAGGACGGCCUCCUCAAGAUGCUGUUCACCAAGUACUACGCGCCCUUCCUCAUCAAGCCAAUCACCAAGGUUGUCGUCAUCUGCAUCUUUGUCGGCAUGCUGCUCACCGGUCUCUCCUUCUCCUUCCAGCUGCAGCUCGGUCUCGAGCAGCAGGUCGCCUUGCCCAGGGACAGCUAUCUGCAGGACUACUUUGCCCAGCUGGCCGCACGUCUCGAGGUCGGCCCACCCUUCUACAUCGUCGUCCAGGGCGAGUACAACUACACCAACUUUGAGGACCAGAACCAGCUGUGCUCGGUCGGUGGCUGCAGCCCCAGCUCAAUCAUCAACAUUUACAACCAGGCGCCUUACGUCUUCCCCGGUAUCGCGUCGUGGCUCGAUGACUACAUCUCCUGGUGCCAGAACGGUGCUUGCUGUCUGGUGUACGCGAACAACACAUACUGCACUGAUCCAAGCGACCCGUUCUGCUCGCCAUGCUCUGACGUUGAGACUGGACGUCCCAACGUCGACACCUUUGUCGACCUGCUGCCCGUGUUCCUUAACUUUGUCAACACCUUUGAGUGUCCACUCGCAGGUCUUGCCUACCAGAGUGACACCCACAUCACCUCCCUUGGUGACCUCGACAAUGGUACCUCCCUCUCCAUCGUUGCCUCCAGAUUCGAUGGUUUCCAUACUACUCUCCGUACUCAAUCAGACUUUAUUAAUUCACUCAAGUCUGCAUACUGGGUCGCCGAUCACUCAGACCUUCCAGUGUUCCCAUACUCAGUGUUCUACGUUUACUUUGAGCAGUACUUGCACAUCCAGGCAAUCGCCGUGAUGGACAUUCUUCUGGCUUUGGCUGGUGUGCUCGUGGUCAGUUUGCUGAUCCUCCAGAACCCAAUCAUCUCGAUGAUCGUCGUGCUCUGUGUCGGUCUGGUCUCGAUCGACCUGCUCGGUGUGAUGGCCGUGUGGUCCGUCAACCUCAACGCCGUGUCUGUCGUCAACGUCGUCAUGGCCAUCGGUAUCUCCAUCGAGUUCUGUGUGCACAUUGCUCACACCUUCAUCAAUGCCCCCAAGUCCAUGACCAAGGACGAAAAGGCCAAGUUUGCUAUCUCCGAAGUCGGUAGUUCAAUUGUCAGUGGCAUCUUCAUCACCAAGUUGUUGGGAGUUGUUGUACUAGGUUUCUCAAAUUCUGAGAUCUUCCAAGUAUACUACUUCCGUAUGUAUAUCACUAUUGUAAUAUUAGGUGGACUCCACGGUCUUGUACUUCUUCCAGUGCUGCUGAGCAUCUUUGGCACCGACAAGUUCACAUUCUCCUCAUUCUUCAAGUCGAAGCAAGACCCACUCUCAUUACAAUACAACCAUCCAUCCAACUAUGGCACCCAAUCAAACAUUCAACCAAUCGAUGGAUAA
This is a messenger RNA of Acytostelium subglobosum LB1, 4059 nucleotides long. RefSeq lists its product as hypothetical. The transcript is spliced from 4 exons. The coding region runs from base 1 to 4059 and encodes 1352 amino acids. Gene Ontology annotation, molecular function: lipid carrier activity. The record is from RefSeq and is a predicted model, not a curated record. Lineage: Eukaryota; Evosea; Eumycetozoa; Acytosteliales; Acytosteliaceae. Gene Ontology annotation, cellular component: membrane.